GAUCUACUGCAUCUGCCAUUACAGCACCAAGCUCAGGGAGGUGAUCACCCGAGACCUGCUGCCUUCCUCCACCAUGAUCAAGCACUUGAGCCAGGAGUUUGGCUUGCCCAUUUCCCUAAAAGAACUCAUCGACAACAAGAAACUUUUGGCCACCCCACCUCAACCCACCUCCAUGCUUGACCUGCGAAGUCGGAAAUCCACCCUCAACACUGAGAUCCUCGCCCACCAGGAGAAGUACCUGCAGUGGCGGAACAGUGUGAUGAAGAAAAGAUACGAGACUCGCAAUCUGAUCCAGAAAAACAUCAGUAAAGCCUACCAGGUGAGCAGGAAGUCCCCAAAGCCCAUUGUGAGGGUGAUUCGGGGCUCGAUCCCUGCUACAGAGGAUGUGUACAACUACAGCACUCAGGCCCUGAACUCAGAGCUGGUCAAGAAGAAGCUGUACAGUGAGAUGAACAAGGAGCCAUGGAAAAGAUACACGUAUUCACAGCAUUUCCUCUCAGCCAUGGUGGAGACUCGGAACUUAAAGGAAGAGGAGAAAAAAGCCAAGGAGAAGUCCCGCCAGGCCUGGCUCACAACCAAUGGGUUCCGAGUGAUAGGUCUUCAUAAGAGCACUGAGAGCGACCACCACCUGGACCUGCUGCCCAUUGGCGCCACCACAGAGCUGACCGAGGAGUGGAGGGAAAACGCACUGUUUGCUAACGUGAUGAGGCCUGUGCUGGACCGAGACAGGUGGAGCUGGGACCAGCGCCAUCGGGACUUUGAUCUGUACAGGAAGCCACCGCCUUUCCUCAAGGCGCCCGCUUCUCGGACCCUGAACCCAACCACAG
Molecule: messenger RNA, 827 nt
Organism: Myotis lucifugus (little brown bat)
Lineage: Eukaryota; Metazoa; Chordata; Mammalia; Chiroptera; Vespertilionidae
Gene: CFAP92
Product: KIAA1257 ortholog
Source: RefSeq, a predicted model, not a curated record